UUUAAAGAGUGAAGUCCUAUUUAUACUUACUUUUUCAAAAUUAUGAAGUAUUGAGUUACAUCUGAUCAAAUGCAGCCAGAGAUCUACCGCAUUUGUAGUGGUGGCGCUAUUCCCUGCAUAAAACCCGGCAUAAAUGACGUUAUGACAGUGAACCUCGUUCAUGCAUCGGAUUGGAUGAAACGGUCAGUUCCAUGGUGCUGAAAGACCAACACGCAGAUGGAAACAGGUUUAAUCUUUAAAUUACCGUCUGUAUAAAUUUAAAUAUGUGUGUGCGGGAUUAGGACUGAUAUAUUUAGUAUCGCUGGGAUCUUACGGUAAAAGACUGAGCUGAAUACAAGGAAUUCAAAUUUUUUUCGGUCAGCAAUGGAGUCGAGCAGGACGUAUUUUCUCGUUUUGUUUUUUCUGUCUUUUGUUCGCAACAUUUCGGCUUCAGUGACGCAUUAUUCAAUUCCGGAGGAGAUGAAAGAAGGAUCCGUUGUGGCUAACCUCGCUACUGAUCUCGGACUGGAUGUGAAGACACUGGAUCAGAGGAAGAUGCGUCUUGAUAUCAUCGCGAACAAGAAAUACAUGGACGUGAACAAAGAGACUGGUGAACUGUUCAUCAUCGAGAAGAUAGACAGGGAAUAUAUUUGCACUACCAAGUCAUCCUAUUCGUGCUAUCUUCGAUUGGAGGCGAUACUAGAGAACCCAGUGCGAAUAUUUAACAUAGAAGUAGAAAUACUAGAUAUUAACGACAACGCCCCGCAGUUUCGCAGGGACACCAUACAUUUAGACAUUUCUGAGGCGGCGCCUAAAGGAGAGAGAUUCUCACUGAGUAAUGCAGUCGAUCCUGACGUAGGAAGUAACUCUGUAAAAACAUACUAUUUGAGUGAAAGUGAGUAUUUUAACAUUGAAUCACAGACAGGGGGAGAAGGAACUAAGUUUGCAGAUCUAAUAUUAAAAAAGACGUUAGAUCGAGAGGAGCAGGAGGUUCAUAAACUAACUCUCACUGCCGUGGAUGGAGGCACACCAGCUCGUUCAGGUACUGCCAGUGUUAUUGUCCGUGUGUUAGAUACAAAUGAUAAUGCUCCUGUAUUUAAUGAAUCGGUUUUAAAUGUGAAGAUAAUGGAAAACUCACCAAUAGGAAGUCUGGUUAUUGAUCUUAAUGCAGUGGAUUUGGAUGAAGGAUCAAACUCUGAUAUAACUUAUUCCUAUAGUUUAUAUACAUCAGAGAAAACACAGCAAACAUUUCACCUAAAUCCUUCCACUGGUGAAAUUACAGUCAAAGGAAUGUUAAACUAUGAGGACUUCAGGAUUUUUGACAUGGAAGUUAUAGCUACUGACCAUGGAGCCAAUAGUUUAUCAGGACAAUGUACCAUAAAGAUUCUGGUUGAAGACAUGAAUGACAACCAUCCAGAAAUUUCUGUUAAAUCAUUUCAGAGUCCAGUGAAGGAGAACAUAGAAGUGGACACAGUGAUAGCUGUAGUUAGUGUCAGUGAUAAAGACUCUGGUGAUAAUGGAGAAGUUGAUCUUUAUAUUCCACAUAAUAUGCCUUUUAAAUUGAGAAAAUCUUCUGAUAACUAUUUUGAACUGGUGGUGUCAGAGCCAUUAGACCGUGAGAAAGUUCCAGAAUAUGACAUAACGUUCACUGUUAAAGACAGAGGUUCUCCUCCUUUAUCUGACAAUGUAACUAUGACCUUAGAGCUGCUGGAUGUUAAUGACAAUGUCCCCAAAUUCCCUCAGUCAUUUUAUAAAAUCCGUGUCAUGGAGAACAACGCACCUAUGGCUCUGCUCAGUUCACUGACAGCCUUUGACCCUGACCUCCAUGAAAACCAGUAUCUGGUUUACUUCAUCAUAGAGAAGGAGAUAGCCAACACCUCCAUGUCCAUGCUGUUCUCCAUCAAUCCAGAGAAUGGUGAUCUGUACGCUCUGAAAACCUUUGAUUAUGAGAUUGAGAAGGAGUUUCUUUUCCACAUUGAGGCCAGAGACUCUGGCUCUCCUCCACUCAGCAGUAAUGUGACUGUACACAUCAUCAUAGUGGACCAGAACGACAAUGCUCCAGUUAUUGUGUCUCCGUGGCGUGCACAUGGCUCUGUGGUGGAGGAAAAGAUUCCCAGAUCCACUGAUAAAGGUUCUCUGGUGGCCAAAGUGAUCGCUUUAGACACAGACUCUGUGCACAACUCUAGGAUUACCUACCAGUUCCUACAGGUGACUGAUGCCACCUUGUUCAGUCUGGACCAGUACAAUGGGGAGAUCCGGACCAUGAGGAUGUUCAGUUACAGAGAUCCACGUCAUCUGAGACUGGUGGUCGUUGCCAAGGACAACGGGGAGCCUGCUCUGUCUGCUACAGUCACCAUCAAGCUGUCCACAGUGGAGACUGCAGUUAAGGCCUACACUGACAUGACUGAGGUUCCUCUGGAGUCUGACCUCUUCUCAACCCUGAACCUGUACUUGGUCAUUGGUCUGGGCUCUGUGUCAUUUCUCCUUCUCAUCACCAUUCUGGUCACCAUUGUGCUCAAGUGUCAGAAACCUAAGAGCAGCCAAACAGCUCCUCCCAGCAGGAACAGUGUGAUCAGUGAGAGGAACUCCACCAUCGCAGAUUCCACUCUGGUCUCCAACGAUGCCUACUGGUACAGUCUGUUUCUGGCAGAGACCAGGAAAGGAAAGCUGGUGGUGAGACAGCCUGUGCCGAAGGGCUCCAGAUACAUUGUGUCCAGUAUCCCGAGAGGAACAGGAGUGACAGAUACUAGUGACUCAGCUGCUUCCACACUGCAGGUAUGAGAAGAAAUGUUCUUAAGAUUAAUUUUACACUACUACUAAAAUGUAAUCAAUUUAUUUCUCCCCUCAUUGCUAACAGUUUUCACAGCCUGACUGAUACCCAGAAAUGUUUUUUUCACUUUAUUCUUAGAAUGUUCAUAAAUUUGCAACCAACAAUGAGUCAUAUAUUUUGACACAAUUACUUAAUUUAACAAACUUGC
Molecule: messenger RNA, 2957 nt
Organism: Cynoglossus semilaevis (tongue sole)
Lineage: Eukaryota; Metazoa; Chordata; Actinopteri; Pleuronectiformes; Cynoglossidae
Product: protocadherin alpha-C2-like
Exons: 1
Coding region: 364-2760 (798 amino acids)
Biological process (GO): homophilic cell-cell adhesion
Cellular component (GO): plasma membrane
Molecular function (GO): calcium ion binding
Source: RefSeq, a predicted model, not a curated record